This is a messenger RNA of Ornithorhynchus anatinus (platypus), 4532 nucleotides long. RefSeq names its product Kruppel like factor 3 (gene KLF3). The record is from RefSeq and is a predicted model, not a curated record. Bases 609 to 1646 code for a protein of 345 amino acids. Lineage: Eukaryota; Metazoa; Chordata; Mammalia; Monotremata; Ornithorhynchidae. The transcript has 6 exons. Gene Ontology annotation, biological process: regulation of transcription by RNA polymerase II. Gene Ontology annotation, molecular function: DNA-binding transcription factor activity, RNA polymerase II-specific; RNA polymerase II cis-regulatory region sequence-specific DNA binding.
UUGGGUUCCAAUUCCUUUAAGGACGAACUUGCUCGGUGUCUGUGGUGUGGAUUUCGUUUGCCACCUACUGGAAAAGCCUGGCGAGACAGUGCAGUCAAGUCCCUCAUUCGAUACUCGUGGGCACCGUUCAAGUUGGGUGUCUGCUCUGCCACUCCCUGAUUGGCUCCGAGGCAGGGCCCUGGUGGCGAUUGGCUGAGUGGCGGGGCAGAGGCGGGAACGGAGGAGGGCUGACACCCAAGAGCUUGGCGCCACCUGGGCAGCUGGAGAGGGAGGAGGGACCCUAGUUCUGCCUCUCCUUGCCUGUCACUCGCCGGCUGCGUCUGGGCCUGCUCUUGACUCAGGGGACUCUGGCGGAGAGGGGAACGCCGGCAGUUUCGAAUGCCGACCGGCUCUGCGACCUCGUCCCGGGUCCCCCGUCCGAACCCGGACCCCGGGUUCGCGCCGAGCCUCCCGCCCCCGGCCGAUGCGGGCCUGGCCGUCGCCCAAGGCGCCCCGGAGGGAGGUCGCUGGGAGCCCCGUGGAGUUUGACCCCCGGACGCGGUUCAGCCCGGAGUGGGCGCCCCUCUGGCGGGAGCGGCGCAGACUCCCCCGAGGGCCUGGCUGGCAGGAUGCUGAUGUUCGACCCCGUCCCUGUUAAGCAGGAGGCGAUGGAGCCCGUCUCCGCGUCCUACCCGUCCAGCUACGCGGAGCACCUGAGGCCCAACAAGUACAGCGUGAUCUACUCAGCCCCCAGCGUGCUGCCCGGCAAGUUUUACCCCGACAGCUUGACCGGCGGCAUCCAGAUGGAGCCGGUGGACCUGACGGUGAGCAAGCGAGGCUCCCCCCCAGCACCCAGCGGCUCGCCCUCGCCACUUAAGUUCCAGGUGGCCCCGCGCCGGGGCUCCCCCGGACUGGGCCUGCGCUCACCCAGCCCCCCGGGGAAGAAGUUUUCGCCAUCCCCGCCCGGAACGCAGCCGUUCAGCAUGCCCCUGGCCAUCCCCCCGGUCAUGGCCGCCCUGUCGCGCCACGGCCUCCGCAGCCCCGGCAUCCUGCCGGUCAUCCAGCCGGUCGUCGUGCAGCCCGUCCCCUUCAUGUACGCCCCGCACCUCCAGCAGCCCGUCAUGGUCUCCGCCGUCCUGGCCGACGACAUGGAAGCCUCUAGUGGCCUGCCAGUGCCCGUGAUCGACUCGUACGACAAGCCCGUGCUACCGAGGAAGAUCAAGUUGGAGCCCGGGCUGGAGUCCCCGCAGACGGACUUUUACCCUGAGGAAAUGUCUCCGCCGCUGAUGGGCUCCAUCUCUCCCCAGCAGGUCAUGCUCCAAGAGAACCACCCGUCGGUGAUUGUGCAGACGGGGAAGCGGCCGCUGCCCGUGGAGUCCCCGGACACGCAGCGCAAGCGUCGGAUCCACCGCUGUGACUACGAGGGCUGCAACAAAGUCUACACCAAGAGCUCUCACUUGAAAGCCCACAGGAGGACACACACAGGAGAAAAGCCGUACAAGUGCACGUGGGAGGGAUGCACGUGGAAAUUUGCCCGUUCUGACGAGCUGACCCGGCACUUCCGCAAACACACUGGCAUCAAGCCCUUCCAGUGUCCAGACUGUGACCGCAGCUUCUCCCGCUCGGACCACCUCGCCCUCCACAGGAAACGGCACAUGCUAGUCUGAGCGGCCCGGGCCUCCCCUUCCGGCUCCCAGCCGGCCGCCCCUCUUCUCUAUCCCCCCAACCUCCUACCCUUCGUCUCUGCGUGAGCGACUUCAUUUGGAUUCAGCUGGUCUUGAAUCUCCACGUUUCUACCGUUUAAACUUCGUGUGGUCAGUAACAGACAUUACCUAUCCCUUCUCUUUCCUUACCACGGGUCAGACCUAAAGAAUGUGAACAGUUUUCGUUUCUUCCCGGGGAUGCUAAGCAAACCCUCCCUGCAGGAAUACUUCGUGUCCCGAGACCGGGGACCUCGUAAAGCCAACCCGAACGGGUCCGUGUUUCCAGGUAAAAUCAGCCAGCGAAUAUCGACCAGCCAGCCAGCGGCCCUCAGAGGCAAUAUCCGGACCGCAGAUCCUCCUGUGAACUCGUUUACGCUUCGGCUGGGGACGGGCUGAACCCCUCCCAGCAGGUUCCGGGCCCACCGUGGGGCAUGGAGAGCAGGCUGCCCCUCCGUAGUGCCCCUAGCUCUCCGGCCCAAAGCCCCGGGCGGGUCACUCGGAGAAUGGAAAGACCGUUCACCUCCCCAGAUCAAGCAGUGUUUCCCCUGUCUCAAGAAUUGACCUGCAGAGAUGACUGGUAGGAGGUGCAGUGACACUAUAUGCGGAUUAGGCGUGAGAACACGAGCCUCUAUGUGUACUUGUGAUUAUGUGUGCGUGCACGUGCUUGCUUGUUGCCACCUUCCAGAUCCACUCGGAUAAGCCCCUGGUGCUUCCUCAACCCCUGCCCCAUCUUUGGCCUGGGGAGGGGGGCGUUGGCCAAAGCUGGGGGCUGGGCCCCCUCCCAAGUUGGAGCAUCCGAUUUAGGGGGGAGGCCUAGGACGGGACGUUCCCCAACUUGCCGAGACCCGGCCCUAAAGUGAAACAAGGGGUUUGGAUUUCCUCUCUGCCAGGCGUUAGUGUGACGCUAAGCUCAGUGGGAAGCCCAGGAAUUAGAUAACAGCAAAGGGCAAGCGGGGAGCUGGUGAGUCCCCAGGGUGCUGUGAUGGCCGAAGAGGCUCUGUCCUGGCCUCGGCAAGAUUUGGAGAAAUGACUCGUUCAUGAACUUCGCUUAGCUCAUCUGGGCCGCUUCCGCGAACGGCACCAAGCUUGUCUCGUUGUGGGGAAAUCUCGUCCCGGCCAAACACCUUCGAGGGGUGGGGGCAGGAGUCCCGUGGCCACUUGAGAGCCCUGGCCUCGUUGCCUCCCAGAAACCUGCUCGUCCGAGCCAUUCUGGCACUUGACAGUUGUUGGAACAGCCGUGCCCUAGCCACAGGGACUGAAACGGGUUCCGUCUGACGCUCCCGACCCUGCCGAUAUUCAGGAAUAAGCAAGCACACGUGCAGCCAGCAUCGGGCAGGGUCUGGGUGGCUAAACACUUACCUCAGCUUUCAACUCAUUGGCCUUUCCAACCAUCCAGCAACUGGAGGGGACUCCAGAAGAGUUUCGAGCAGAGCUCAUUGCUUCUCGCUGCUUCAUCUGAUGAGUCCCUGUCCCUUUGGGUCUCUUUAUCUCUCUCUCGCAGAUGCACGCACACAUACGUACACCUACACUCACACACACACACUCACAUGUCAUGCCUUCCGAAGAACAGCUUAAAUUAUUCCCAGGGAAACUAUCCGGGGCCACUGUUUCUAUCCCGGUGGAAAGAAAAGCCACCAAAAGCAUAAUUCAAAUUCCCAUGGUGCUCUCUGAUUCCCUCCUCCUCCUCCGGCCAAGAGUUCCUCUAGAAGUCAGUGGGUGUGUCUGGCUAUAGUUCUCGCACUGCUCUGGCCAAGGGACACAGAUUCGGACUGUCGGUGGGUUUUAACCCAAUGCAAGUCACUGUCGAUGGCAAUUGAAAGUACAAGCAAUUUUUCGUGACGUCAACCUAAUUCUAAGCAAGAUCGGUUUUGCGUCAAUUGCACUCAUUUUAGGACGAAGGGGAUUUCAGAGGGGUGAUUGCCGGGAGUUGUCACAGCUGUUUGCAAAUAAACCUGCCUGAUUGGAUGGUCCGGAAAUGGGAAUCUGCGUCAGAAACGGGCAUUAUCUCCAACGCGCCGUGGGCCUGCUGGGGAGGGGUUGGGGGAGCGUCGUAAGGGUGUAGCUGGUUGUGUGUGAGUGGGGAGCGGGCUCUCCCGAACCUCAAACCAGAUCAACCGUGGGGCUCUCCUUGCCCGCGCCGCAAGUACGUGCCAGCCGGGCACUGGCGGGGCGGGAACGUGCAGGGUUGGGCUGGGCGAGGCCUGUGGGCAGCUGGAAGAGAGCAGUAGGCAAAAGGAAGCUCGGGGAUGGUCCCCGAAGGAGGAGCGGGAGGCUACCGGUUUGCCCUCUCGACUCACCUCCGGGUCAAGGUUAGUUGCAGAUUCUAGAGAGGAAAAAUCACGGAUUUACAGAGCCAUUUUACCUGCAUUAACGAGGGCUGCAACAAUAUUCUGUUUUACAAAUACUAGCACUUUUUUUUUUUUUUUUGCUAUUUAUGUACUUUAAUGUUAGAGGGUCAAAAUAAUCUUUCUGCUUAGCAUCUCUUAAACCAAACCUGCAAAUAUAGCAGGGUCAUUACAUUUACUUUAAUACUUGUAUAAACUAUGCAGAAAUUUUUAAUAAAGUGUAAUAUAUUUUAUAAGCUAAUAGACUGAAUGGGGAAAGGUUUUUAGCAUGCAUUAGUAUAACUUGCAGACAACUGAAACAUUUUGGUAAUCUUUCUUACUAAAGAUGUGAAUGUUUAAUGGACCUUCACUGUUUCUACUUUGGUAAUCCAAUGGGAAUUCAGUAAUGACAUUUUGUCAUGUCAAACUGUGAACAUAAAUUUGUACUGUACAGUCCUCAUAUACUAUAUACAGUAUGCAAUAUAUAUGUAUUAUAUACUUGUUAAUAAAACCAUACGGAUAUUAA